AUGACGAUCGAGAUCGAUCAAUUCCCGUUGGAUCUUCUGCAAGAGGUACUGUCCUUUUUGCCACAGCAAGAUCGACUUCAAUGCUCCCUCGUGAGUCGCAAAUUCAACGGCAUCGCCACAAAACUUCUGUAUCGACGCAUAUACCUGAACGACUCUAACGUGGUGAGAAGUGACAUUAUGAAUCUAGCCAUAAACUGGACUCUUCUGUACGUGCCCAACCGGUUGCCAGAAGCGGUCGCGCGCAAGGUGGCAGAUCGAAAGUUACGCAGCCUGAUACGAACGUUGCAAUCCAACGAACGAGCUGUCAAAGCCGUGGAAUGGGUUCGAAUCAAUUGGGAUCUUAAUCCAAAGUGGCAAAAACAGCUGCUUUCCGUUAUCUGCAAUGAAAGUGAGUCUUUACAAAGGCUGGAAAACGUCACAGACCCUGCUUGCAACGACAUCAUUGCGCAUGGCAAAAUGUCCCGCCAAAAACUUUCGAGCUUCGAUAUGGCUCCCCCGAAUCCAAAUGCAGGUUCCGAAGUGGACCCUUCCUACAUUCCAAAUCUGAAGACUUACCUCUCGCAACGAAUCUCGUCGCAGAUAACAUACAUGAACCUCUUCAUCGAUCCAAUUUUACUCUUCUCAUGCCUAUACCCUUUAAGAGACAAACUGCAAGUGGUGGAUCUCAAGUUGCAUUGGAGAGUGGAGUUUUAUCAAAAGAUGUAUUUCAAAGAAAGCAUAGCCGAGCGUCCCAUUCAGAAGCUUUCUGACAUUUUCGAUACCAGAAGUUUGCGCGUUUUGACGAUCGUUUCAUGGCAUGAGUGCCUUCUGUCAGGCGAACUGGAGAUGCUUCGUCAAUUUCAAGAAUUUACGAAUAUAGAGGACCUUUCCUUGAUAUCCAUUGAACAAGAGACGACACCUCUUAUAAGCCUCUUCCGUAAGCUGAUCGGACUGAAAAGACUGAAAGUCGACUUCAUUGAGCAGCUUUCAUCGCAGUCUACAAAGCCUGAACUUUUCCUGGCUAUCUUGCAUUGUUGUCGCGAACUGGAGUUUCUCGAUAUGCGAUUCGAGGGCCUCGAUGCCCCCAUUGUUGAUGUGGAAAAGGGGGAUUUCCGCUUAACCCAAAAAUGUCAUUGCAGUUCCUGUAUGCACGUAUUUGAUUCUAUUAUACGUCAGAAGCUAUUCCUAUUUCCUGAGGAUUAUGUGUUGACUGAUUUCAGAGAUGUGUUGACGAAAGAUAUUUUCCGGAUGAUAAGAUUCCACUGCUUACUACCUUAUUCCAAAGCCUGUGAUUAUUACCCCAGCGUGAGGACAUGCCCUAUGGAUAUCGAUAAAUUCGUGUCGUUGAUGAACAAUGAUCUCAAGCUUUAUCGCGCAAGCCGAAGUCAACUAGUAAGAGACCCAGUUGUUCCUGACGAAAACUCUCGUUCUAGUUACUGCCAGCUAGAUGACCAACCAGAACAACCGUGCCUGGAAGAUCUUCUCGAUAGCGACGAUGAAAAUUCCUUCAUUGAUAUGGUCCUCCCACACAAGCCAUUGACAAGACAAGAUGUCGUGGCUUGUUAUCACGCGCUCAUUCACCACCAUAGGAGGACUUACGUUGCGUUGCUCACUCAGUUCCCCAAAUUAAGGUUUUUGGUACUCAAUGACAUCGCAACCGUGGUUCUCAAUGAAAACGAUGAGCGCGUACUGCAACCAGUCUUUUACAACGAAGGAUUCAAGUCCAACUUGAACGGCUGGACGCAGAAAGGAAGGCGACAGAAGGGCGCGAAAGUUUUUGUGGAGAAAUCGGUGUCCUCUGAUGGCAUUGAAUACAAAACAAACUGA
This is a messenger RNA of Lachancea meyersii CBS 8951, 1806 nucleotides long. The record is from the annotation of a GenBank genome assembly. NCBI's taxonomy places the organism in Eukaryota, Fungi, Ascomycota, Saccharomycetes, Saccharomycetales, Saccharomycetaceae.